AUGUCUCAACCCACACCAUCAUCAUCAUCGUCAUCAGGAAACUGUUCUCUCAACGGACAUGUGCUAAGUAUUCAGAGCCAUGUGGUCCAUGGAUAUGUGGGAAAUCGUUCUGCAGUUUUUCCCUUGCAAUUAUUGGGAUUUGAAGUCGAUUUUAUUAACUCGGUACAAUUUUCCAAUCAUACAGGAUAUCGGAAUGGAUGGAAAGGACAAACCUUGAGUGGGGAUGAACUUGCUCUAUUAUUUGAAGGAUUGCAAAUGAAUAAUUUAGAAGGAUCUUACACUCAUCUUUUGACAGGAUAUAUCGGAAGUGAAUCCUUUUUACAAAAUAUUUUACAUAUCCAUGACAAAUUGAUAGAGAGAAAUCCAAAUUUAAUUUAUGUUUGUGACCCAGUUCUUGGAGAUGCCGGCAAACUGUAUGUUCCUGAAAAGCUCAUCCAAAUCUACCGAGAGAAAGUGUUGAACCGUGCAACUGUAAUAACACCAAAUCAAUUUGAGGCAGAGACAUUGAGUGGAAAGAAAAUUAAAAACGAACAAGAUGCACUUGAUGUUAUUGAUUUAUUCCACAAGGAGCCAUAUAACAUUCCUGUGGUUGUUCUAACAAGUGCUGAAUUUGAAGGUGAUAAAGAGAAUUUGACUUUAUAUGCAAGCAACAAGAAAACCCAAAAGAAAUACAGGAUCAAGUUCAAGAGAUUGCCAGGAACAUUCACUGGAACAGGAGAUGUGAAAACACUUGCUGGAAUUCAGGCUGUGCUCGAAAAAACUCCAACUGGUGAGGAAUUGAGGCUUAUUGAGUCAAGAUUUGUUCUUAUGGAUCCACCAAUCAAAUAUAAGGCAGAACAAAUUUAA
Molecule: messenger RNA, 846 nt
Organism: Naegleria fowleri
Lineage: Eukaryota; Heterolobosea; Eutetramitea; Acrasida; Naegleriidae
Exons: 3
Coding region: 1-846 (281 amino acids)
Biological process (GO): pyridoxal 5'-phosphate salvage
Cellular component (GO): cytosol
Molecular function (GO): pyridoxal kinase activity
Source: RefSeq, a predicted model, not a curated record